Monopterus albus (swamp eel) is the source of this 2582-nucleotide messenger RNA. It is a transcript of the gene slc16a1a, whose product is annotated as solute carrier family 16 member 1a. The transcript is spliced from 5 exons. Gene Ontology annotation, cellular component: basolateral plasma membrane. Lineage: Eukaryota; Metazoa; Chordata; Actinopteri; Synbranchiformes; Synbranchidae. Gene Ontology annotation, molecular function: lactate:proton symporter activity. The coding region runs from base 352 to 1719 and encodes 455 amino acids. Gene Ontology annotation, biological process: plasma membrane lactate transport. The record is from RefSeq and is a predicted model, not a curated record.
CUUUCACAUCGUCCAGCUGUUUGAUCUGAGCACUGAAUAAACAACUUUUCAAUGUCACUUUAUUCAGUGGAAACAGAUAAAGUCUGAGGCUGAGGUGCCACUGCAAACCUCUGGGGUGUCACACUGGAUAUAGACCCACAGAUCAGUUCUGGACUAUCUCAGAAACAUAUGCUAUAAUUCUUUUUUUCAUGCAUAUUCAGAGAUAUUCACUCCCAUUCAGUGAUGUCUGCAGUGUGUUAACGUGCCUCAGAUAGUGCUGUUUAUCUCAGAGCUCCUCUGCUCAAGAGCUCCUGCCAAGGCCAUCAUAUCUGUAAAACGUAUUGCAUUGGAAGAGAAGGUUGGUGAACAAAAAUGCCGGUCGCCAUUGGUGGUCCUGAAGGCUACACGCCACCUGAGGGUGGCUGGGGUUGGAUGGUGGUGACAGGGGCCUUCAUCUCUAUUGGCUUCUCUUAUGCCUUUCCCAAAUGCAUCACUGUCUUCUUCAAAGAGAUUGAGGUGAUCUUCGAUGUGUCCAGCAGUCAGGUGUCCUGGAUCUCCUCCAUCAUGUUAGCCGUCAUGUACGGCGGAGGUCCUAUCAGCAGCAUCCUGGUUAAUAAGUACGGAUGUCGUCCUGUGAUGAUAGCAGGAGGAUGCCUGUCUGGGUGUGCCCUUAUUGCUGCCUCUUUCUGCACAACUGUUGAAGCACUAUACUUCUGUAUUGGUGUGUUGGGAGGUUUGGGACUGAGCUUCAACCUCAACCCUGCCCUUGUCAUGAUUGGAAAGUACUUCUACAAGAGGCGGCCUAUUGCUAAUGGAAUUGCUAUGGCUGGCAGCCCUGUCUUUCUCUCCACCCUGGCUCCUCUGAACACCUGGUUCUUUGACCAGUUUGGAUGGAGAGGAAGUUUCUUGAUUCUUGGUGGCCUGCUCUUCAACUGCUGUGUUGCUGGUUCCCUUAUGCGGCCUAUAGGACCGAAACCAAAACCUCCAGUAAAGACCACAGAGAGUAGGACAGUGAUGCAGAAAAUUAACAGCUUCAUUGACCUCUCUUUGUUCAAGCACCGUGGCUUUUUGCUGUAUAAUGCGGGCAGCUUUGUCAUGUUUUUUGGUCUUUUCACACCACUGGUGUUCCUCAGUAAUUAUGCAAAGAGUAAAGAUAUCCCUAAAGAAAAGGCAGCUUUCCUACUGUCUGUGCUAGCUUUUGUUGACAUGGUUGCCCGCCCUGUAAUGGGCAUGGUGGCUAACACCAAAUGGGUCCGGCCCAGAGUACAGUACUUCUUUGCAAUUUCUGUGCUGUACAAUGGUGUGUGUCAUGUUCUGGCACCAAUAUCAGUUGACUACACAGGCUUUAUUAUUUAUGCCGUCUUCUUUGGGUUUGCCUAUGGCUGGCUGAGCUCGGUGCUGUUUGAGACCUUGAUGGACCUGGUGGGAGCUCAGCGUUUCGCCAGUGCUGUUGGGUUGGUCACUAUUAUGGAGUGUGGUCCUGUGUUGCUGGGGCCCCCUUUGCUUGGGAAGUUCAAGGACAUCUAUCAUGAUUACAAGUACACAUACCAGGGCUGUGGGAUCCUCCUCAUCAUCGCCAGUGUCUUCCUGUUCGUAGCGAUGGGAAUCAACUAUCGUCUACUGGAAAAAGAGAAAAAAGAGGAGGAGAGGAGGGCCAGGAUGGGAGGUAGAGAAAAGUCCAACAGGGACAGUUCUGCUAAAGAGGUAGCAGAGGCUAGGAACACAGAAGACACUGUCUAAUGUUCUAUAGCAUGUUAACUUUUAAUGUUUCCUGUGAGGUGUAUGCUCAUGACAAACACAGAUGUGUUAGUGGAACAGCACUGAUAAUCAUUCUCCUGUCUCAUUUACAACUGCCAUGCUGUUUCAGCACAACAGAAAUCAUAGCCUCACUUACGAUUUAAUAUAAAAUAUUUACACACCUAUUAUGCCCUUUAAGCUCUAUGAACAACCCCCAUAAAAUACCUCUAAUAUUCUUUUAGGGACUGGCAUAUGUGUUUGUAAACUAUAUUGAAGUUUACUUGGCCCAUUAUGUCAUUGUAUAUGAAUAGGUUAUGUUUUUUCAUCUCAGAUCAUGUCACAAUAAUUUUAAACAACUUUACUGAAGCACAUUAUAUACAUAAAUACUGUAUGUAUGAUUUUAAUAUUGUGAAGUAUGUAUUAUAGAAUUUAACCUUAUACAAUGUAACAAUAGAUGUCAGGGAACAUGUUCAUUGCGGAGCUUUAUUGUAUUUUUUAAAAGAUAGAGCAAACAUUCUGUGUGAAAAUGCAUAUUUAUAGUACUCACCUUGCUGUGAUUUCCACACCAUCUCUCAGAAACAUUUAUAAAGACUUUUUUCCUGUUUACAAGGACCUCAUAGCACCAUGCUGUUUUUGAAGGCUUGAAAACAUGACUUUCAUAAAUAUAUUCAUACUAAUUUUUUAUUUCUUUUUUAAACUUGUUUUUCAGGUCAGUUUUUUAUAAUGCCUAAUGAAAAUUAAUAAUUCCCUAAGUCUUCUUGAAUAGCUUUGUAUAUGCACAUGAUAGAAAAUGUGCCACUGACUACCAGUUACUGUACUGUAUAUGAAACAUGUCAGAAAAUCUAAUAAACUGUCAUUUGACAACA